Paramisgurnus dabryanus is the source of this 7066-nucleotide messenger RNA. RefSeq names its product Rho guanine nucleotide exchange factor (GEF) 12b (gene arhgef12b). Gene Ontology annotation, cellular component: cytoplasm. The record is from RefSeq and is a predicted model, not a curated record. Gene Ontology annotation, molecular function: G protein-coupled receptor binding; guanyl-nucleotide exchange factor activity. Gene Ontology annotation, biological process: G protein-coupled receptor signaling pathway. NCBI's taxonomy places the organism in Eukaryota, Metazoa, Chordata, Actinopteri, Cypriniformes, Cobitidae.
GGCGGGCGUAGGGAUCCGGGAUGUGAUUUUACCGAAAGUCAGGAAUUAUCAGGUUUUUUUGUGAUCUUUUUUAAUCGCUUUUAAACAUUCCCAACGUGUGAAACUGACACGCGUGACAACAUAUACGUGUGUUUCUUUCUUUGCGUUCUUAGCGAGACUUAUUUUAUAUCGUUUUGAUUUCGGCGAAAAAGCGAGCCUAAAAACUACUGAAUUUCGGAAAACAUGGAGACAAGAAGGGAAGGACCCGACUAAACCAAAGUUUCCAAACAAACGUUUCCAGACAAGAGGGGAAUCGUUCGCUGGAGGAAAAGUUGUGUUGCACAAGUUAGGCUACUUUCAUUUGUUGCUGCUUGAAAACGACGCUUUCUUCCAAACAGAAUUCCUGAAUUGGGAACCACCGCUUGUUGUCCUCCCCAAACAUCAAAGGAUUUAAAAGUUCGGAAGAUUUUGGAGUAGAAAUGUGGCGUUUUUGUAAGUUGGACUAGGUGAAGGAAUUACGAUGAAAGACUGGAUCAUGUGAACGUUUUGAUCAUUCCGUGGAUUGAAUUUUCACUGCUUCCCACAGAUUGAAUUGGCCAGGAUAACGUUGCAUUCUUUUGGAGAAAAACUCCAUUCAGCGUGUAGGGGGCCUAAAGGAGAUAUAUAUUCAUGAAUAUAUAUUUAGUUUACUGACUUAUUUGUUACUAUACCAUUGCUGUUACUGGUUUUCUGUACGUUUUUUACAGUACUGAACAUUCCGCGUAUGGAUCAAGCUUAGUUUAGGAAUGCCCGAAUUGGAAGUGUUUCAGUGGGGGAAUGAUAACGUUAGACAACCGUCGGAACGUACAAAGUAAAAUAUCCGCGGUAUGAACAAUGAGCAUUUGGACUAUCGUGAAAUGCAACCGGAUAAUUUGUUUCAUACCCAAAGCAGCAUAUGAAUAAAUUACUGCUUCGCUGGAUUUAAUUUCACCUCUGGUUGGAUUUACAGAGCGACCAGACGGAGGCAAGGUGAAGCCUGUCGGUAUGUGUGUGGUGGGAUUUUGGCUGGGAAAAUGAUGAAGGGUCUUACUAAAGAGUUACUUUGAAUUGAUCAUCUAUGUGCAAUACGGUCGAGUGUGAAAGACGACUGAAUGUUUGUUUGCAUUUAGCAUCGAUCGCAUUCCCCCGGACUACAAAAACCAAGACGGGCAACCCAAGGAAAUAUAAAACAUAAACUUGUGUGUUUCUAUCUUCAUCUUGUCAUUUACGAGGAUAGGACAUUCCUGUAAACAUAAAGACGAACUAUCAAGGGUUGGAAGUGCUACGCGGUUGUUGUCGUUUUUAUGAUUUUUUUUCUUUGAAACACAAAGGUGUUUUACCACGAUAAAAUGCUAUUUGGAUAAGAGCUGAAGAAAAUCAAGAAAGGAAAGCCCAAUGAGCGGCACACAGUCCACGCUUGCUGAGAGGUUUCCCAAAAAAGCGAGCAGGACAGGAAGUAUUCUCAGUAAGGACCAUCCCCCAGACAAGAAGCCUAAGAGCGACAAGGCAUCAGUCCUCCCCUCGCACGAAUUUGACCCCACAGGGCUUGUGCAGCGUUGUGUUAUCAUCCAGAAAGAUGAGAAUGGCUUUGGGCUGACAGUCAGCGGAGAUAACCCUGUGUUUGUUCAGCUUGUGAAAGAGGAUGGAGCUGCCAUGCGCGCUGGUGUUCAGACUGGUGACCGGAUCAUAAAGGUCAACGGGACAUUAGUAACACAUUCAAAUCAUGUAGAAGUUGUAAAGCUUAUAAAAUCGGGUUCCUAUGUGGCUCUGACGGUGUUGGGGAGACCGCCAGGGCUGCCUCAGAUCCCCCUGUCGGACGGUGAGGGGGAAGAGGGGUCUCUCUCCUCGCUCAACUCCCCUCAUUCCCCAGGACCCACUGGCCCAGACCGUUCCUCUUCAUCCCCCAGCCCAUCAGAGCGCAAAGCCGUCCCGUCUGUAUGGACAAUGACGGAGGAUUACAGCAGGAACCCUACAGCUAAACUACUGAAGGAAAUCCAGGAAACCAAGAAGCACAUCCCACAGCUCCCGGAGCAUCUCAACAAAACCGUCGGACAGGAUGGCUCCUUAUCUCCAAGACCAGGUGAAGGAGUGCUAGAGGAUGGAGGGGGAGAUUUGGAUCGACCCCCUUCCUGGCACGGCGAUCCUGGAACGGAGUCGUCCUGGACCAACAGCACAACAACCCCUGUCACUCUUAGUCCAUUCCCAGAGAGCCCAUGCCAAAGAGAAACCCCCGGCCACAGCCCAAAGACCACACCUCGCGACAGCCUCAACUCCUGCCCUUCACCAGAUGCUGAAGACACGACUGACUUAGACUCUCAGUCAAAUGUGGGAAGCCCCUGCUUGCGUGUGCCCCCCCAAAUCAUCGGUGCUGAGGAUGAUGACUUUGACACAGAGCAUGAACAGAUGAAUGGCCAGUGCAGCUGUUUUCAGAGCAUAGAGCUGCUGAAGUCUCGGCCUGCUCACCUGGCAGCUUUUAUUCAUCAUGUGGUCUCUCAGUUUGACCCUGCACCGCUGUUGUGCUACCUCUACGCUGAACUUUACAAGCAGAGCAGCUCCAAAGAGACACGGCGUAUCCUCAUGGAGACCUUCAUUAUAGAAAAAAAUGCUAGUUUAAAAGUGACAGUACCUGAAUCCAUCAUAGCUGACCUGGAGCGGACCGCACACUCAAAUAACGCGGAACGGAAAAGGCCGGAUCCCAUCUCGGAGGACGUCUAUAGAGAGUACGUCCAGCGCCUGCAGGACACGCUUCUCCCUGACAUCCAGAAACAUCUGGAAGAUUUCAGGCACAAGCGAAGUAUGGGUCUGACGCUGGCCGAAGCGGAGCUGACCCGACUGGACACUGAGAGAAUGAGGGACCGGGUGGCUCUGGAGAAAGAGCGAUCUUGUGCAGAACACAUCAUCCCUAUGAUAGAGCAAGUACUGUUGACGCCACAAGCCACAGAGGAAGAUAAGUGUAGCACUAUUCAGUUUGUCAUACUGUCGUAUAUGAAGCAGUUGGGCGUAAAAGUGAAGCACAAGCCCAAGCUAAUGAAUCUUUUCCCUAAGAUAAAGAGUAUAAAGAGUAUAAAGGUGGAGAAAGACGGAAGCGAGGAGAAACCUAAAAAUAAACGAAUUCAUGUCUUCCUUCCAAGACGACCGAGCAGGACUGAUGCCUUCUUACAGAACAAGGUUCCGGAGCUAAGGCAGCGUCUUCAGAAGCCUCAGCUGCCGUUGGGUGUAGGGGAGCAGGGAGAUGCGUCAUCACCCCCUGUGCGGGGCAGUCAGUCCAGUGAGGGCUCAGAUGGCAUCAAUGCCCCGGUCAUGUCACCUCCUUACAGUGCCCCAGCGACACAGGGCACAGACAGCAACUAUCGAGAGUCUGACACUGGUGCAGUUCCAUCUUCAGCAUUGCCCAGAUUGGGAGAUGGCAUCAAUUCGGCAGACUUGCAGGACUCGUAUCCUGUAACCACUCAUUUUGACUUCAGCCCCUGUACCUUAGAGCAUCUACAGGAGGAGGAGUCUGAGAUAGACAAGACGCAAGACACUGGCACACCCAGGCCUGACAGGAGAAGGAUGGAGCUGUUGGGUUCUGGAGAAGUUCAAAGUGAAGAUGAUCAGGGUGCUGAGGCUGAGCUGGAGCAUCCCAACUGGCAGACGCUGGUGAGCAGAGACGUUCUGUCCACACUCACCCCUCAGGAAAUCAAGAGACAGGAGGUCAUCAACGAGCUGUUUUACACUGAGAGAGCACAUGUUAGGAUGCUGAAGGUUCUGGAUAACGUCUUUUAUCAGCCGCUGAAUAGAGAGACCAUCCUUCCUCCAGCAGACAUUAAAAACAUCUUCACCAAUCUCGAGGAGAUCGUACAGUUUCACGUGUCAUUAACUGAACAAAUGACAGCCGUUCGAAAGAAGAAUGAGGCAGCCGUCAUUGACUCGAUAGGAGAUGAACUGCUGUCCUGGUUCAGUGGGGAGGAGGAGGAGAAGAUCAAGAGAGCAGCCGGCACAUAUUGCAGCAAUCAACCGUUUGCCCUGGAGCUCAUCAAAAGCAAACAGAAGAAAGACCAACGCUUCAACUCUUUCAUACAGGAGGCAGAGAGUAACCGGCAUUGCCGGAGGUUGCAGUUGAAGGACAUCAUUCCAGUGGAGACACAGAGACUUACAAAGUAUCCGCUUCUGCUGGAGAACAUCGCCAGAUACACAGAGGACCCAGAGGAGAGAAGUAAAGUGAAACAUGCUGGCGAUUGCUGUCGAAAGAUUCUCAGUCACGUCAACCAGGAGGUGAAAGAAGCCGAAAACAAACAGAGGUUGGAGGACUACCAGAGGCGUUUGGACCUGUCCUCACUGAAGCAGAGCGAGAACCCCAUGAUCGCUGAGUUUAAGAGCCUGGACUUGACUAAGAGAAAGAUGGUGCAUGAAGGACCUCUAUCCUGGAAAGUCAACAAAGACAAAACUAUUGAGCUAUACACGCUGUUGCUGGAGGAUAUCUUGGUGCUACUUCAAAGGCAAGAUGAGAAGUUGAUCUUAAAGUGUCACAGCAAGAAUCUGGCAGGCACAGCAGAGACCAAACACAUCUUCAGCCCCAUCAUCAAACUCAGCACUGUGAUGGUGCGCUCAGUCGCCACCGAUAACAGGUCGUUCUUUGUGCUGUCUAUGUCUAAUAAUGAAGCCCAGAUCUACGAGCUGAUGGCUCAGACCGUAUCUGAGCAGAGGACGUGGCAGUGUCAAAUCACACAUCGAGCCGAUUGCAUGAAGACCAAAUUGCACAGCAUCAUUCCAUUACCUCAGACCGAUGGUGAACGUGAAGAAGUUGAGUUGAUUAAUUCUGGUGUUCAGAAACUCAACAAAGACUCCGAGCCCAUUCCUUUGGGGAAUAUCCAGCCUCCAGAAAAAGAAAGCACUGAGGUCACGCAAACCCCUCCAGCGAGCACCAACCCGUUCGAGACCAAAUCCGAUGAGGAAGAGGAGGAAGAAAGCUCAUUACAAGAUCAGGGUGAAGGUGAAGAUGAUGAAGCAUUCGUGGUGGCUGAUCUGAAUGACAGACUUAUGUUUCUGAAGCAACGCUCCAGGCAAGGCAUCGCCAUAGAUGAGGAUGAGGCCGAGGCCUUCGAACUUCAGCCACUCCGAGCUGAUGAAGCUCUCAGAACAUUGGCGGCACUGAGACAGCUGCUGAUCAGGCACAUUUCCAAUCAGGAGGACCCAGACAGAGAUAUCGAGAAAAGACAGGCACAGGAGGACGGACAGAGGACGAAUUCUCGGCAGGGGCCAGAGGACAGCACUGCAAUUGGGUCCUUGGUUGAGAAUGGCUCAGAGAGAGACGAGACAAGACGACAGAACCCUCCAGAACCGCCUCCUGGAGACACGGGGUUCUUUGAGACGUCCGAGGAUUGCGGUAGUUACAUGGUGCUGGAGGGUUACGGAGGUUCGGUUGAAAGCUGCACAGAUGAUGAUGUGCAUGGCAGUAAUGGUGAGCCAGUGGCUGGAGGAGACUCUGGCAUUGACUUGAAGAAGCUCCUCUCUUCUUCAUCCCAGAGCAGCAAAGGACCACACAUCAACAGACAGAUCAUGACUCACAUACGUCUACUGCACGCCAACCUGCAGCACCUGAAGGAUAUAGAAAUUAAGUAUAACCUAGUACGCCAAAGGCUAUCAGAGGAAACAGCUACUGACACAGAAGAAAACAAAGAUAAAAGUUAGUGAAUUGGAGCUAUUUUCUUUUUAUUGAGGCUGCAAGAGACACAAAGACACUGGUAGGGCUGCACCGCGGUCCUCACGCUUCAGUGACGUCCUCACAACAACUGAUGCUGUACACCAGCAAUGCACAGACAGAACUGGAGUUUGCAUUCACACCACAUGGAUUCUUACAGGAUGAGCUCAGAUCUCUGUCCAUAUGCAUGCAAGCGAGAUGUUUCGUGGAAAGUUUGCCACGUUAGAAAGUUUCAUCGCCUCUCACUCAACCAACCACAUGUGAGGUUAACCAUCGGUAGGAGAAUUAUUGAACUAUCCGCACCUUGCUGAAGCUAAACCAAAGAUCUGACAAACUUCUGCAUUCCCUGCAUGAAAUUUAGAGAUCACGGUCAUUUGUUCUGAUCGGAAAUAAUUGGAAUUAAAUAAUGGUUUAGCAUAAUCUCGCCUUAAGGAAAGCACAGCAGGUCGUUUUGGACCGAUUUCCAGAUGGUAAGUAGCAUGUGGUGUUAGGAUUUAAACAAAUAUCCACAUCAGUGAGUGGCAUUGAAACUCUUAGAUGAAGCUCGGACAAUGUGUGGAGAAUACUAACUUGAUCACGAGCUUUCUUAACAUCGGAUUGGUUGAAAUGUUUCAUUUUAUGGAAGCACGUGACAUGUGAAGUGGUGGGUGUAACGCUAGUAUCUAGUAUUGAGACACAUCAUAAUAAAUGAGGAUGGGCUGAUGAUUGUUGUGCUCUCACUCUCUCUCCUCAUGCUUUCUCGCUAAAGUCUAUUUAAUAAAGCUACUGAAAAUGUUUUCUCUGGUUUAGGCCCUUGAGAAAACCAGACCUGUAAUGUCGUCGGGUUGGGCCGGCGUUGCUCGUAUCCGGCAGCUCGGCCCAACCGCUCUUUCACGUUUUCUUGAGACGCUUCAUCGCAGGAACUUGAUAGAGACCCGUAAAGGUCCACUUUAAAUGUAAUGUAAUGUAAUGUAUUGUAUUAUGACCAACACUGCAUCUCUUUAUAGAGACCCGAUUGUUUGUUUUUUCAUCUUUUGCUUUCUAAAGCGUUCAGUCAUGUAUUAUUUUAACAGAAACUACUAAAAAAGAAGAAAAAAGACUGCAAGGUAUCCUUUAAUAUUAAUGUAAUCUGUAUUUUUAUUAUUCUGUCUAGACAUUUGAGGUAUUUUAUUAUAUUAUAUUGAGCAUUAUUAUUAUGGUCUUGGCAUUCCGUUGAGAACAUUAAUAGACAAGAUUUUAUUAAAUUUGACUGAAAUUAUGUAUUGUUUAAAAUGGAAAGAUGAUAUUGCACAUUGUGUCUUCAUUUUAUCACAUUUACCUUUUGAGGAUUGUUUUGUUUCGGAUUAUGACCAAAAAGGAAAAUACACAAGUUCAUUUGUAGCAAAUUUAUUCAAUAAACUGGAAACACAA